This is a messenger RNA of Brassica oleracea var. oleracea, 1403 nucleotides long. RefSeq lists its product as uncharacterized. The transcript has 4 exons. Bases 1 to 1233 code for a protein of 410 amino acids. The record is from RefSeq and is a predicted model, not a curated record. Lineage: Eukaryota; Viridiplantae; Streptophyta; Magnoliopsida; Brassicales; Brassicaceae.
AUGGCUACUACCGCUACCUCAGACGCCGGAGAAGGACCAGUGAUGGCCCUCAUCAACAAACGCCUCCGCGCCCUCCGCAAGAAACUCAACCGAAUCGCCCAAAUGGAAGAAUCGAUCUCCCAGGGCAAAACCCUAAACAAGGAGCAGCAAGAAGUCCUCCGCUCCAAACCCUCCGUCCUCGUCCUCAUCGAAGAGCUCGACAAGCUCCUCAAUCCCCUCUCCAACGCCGUCUCCGAAGAAAUCGCCCUCGCCACGACUCACCACAACGCUCCCUCCUCCGAUCAAACCACCACGGUGGCGGUGGCCCCGGAGGAGAAGGAGAAGGAGAAGGAGGUCGAGAAGCUGGAGGAUUUGGUGAAUCUGUUGUACUUUGGCUCGCUCUUCGACGUGAAGUCGCAGAACGAGCUCGCGUCGAUUAUGAUGACGAGGACGCACGAGAGAGGGUGCUGUUUGGUGUACGAUACGGUUACGGAUGAGUCCACCGCGGAUCUGCUUUGUGAUAAAGAUCUGGACUUGAUCUCGCGACUUUGGAGUAUGAUGGUGUCUAGGCCUGCGGAUUCGAGUUUGUCUCAUAAGAACGCUUUGGAGCGUUGCGUUGAGCAUGCGAAGCUGUGGUUGGCUAACUCGGAUCAGCCGAUUGCUUCCAACUGUGAAGUUUCGUAUGCUACCUUGAGAGAAAAGGUGAAGAAGAUUAUGGGUUCUAAUUACUUCACUAUUACCCCGGAGAUGGUAGUGGCGCCCGUUGAAGCAACGGCUGAAGCUGGUAGCUACGGUUCUUUCCAAGUCGCUGCUGACAGUGAGCAAAAGGAAGAAGACGCAUCAAACUUUAAAGAACAAGAAUCUUACGUUAACGAUCAAUCUGAGCAACCAAAGGAUGAGUCAGUAGUGACGGAAGGAGAGGUGGUUCAAGGACAGCAGGAACAAGGCUACACUCAGGUGGAAGGAGGGAGGUCAAAGAGAGAUUACCAGCAGCAACAGUAUGUGCCACGAGGAUUCCACCAGAACCAGAGAGGUCAUCGAGGUGCUAGAAGAGGCCAUUCCAAUGCCCCCCUGGGAGGUCGUGGUGGUGGUGGCGGAUACUCAAACGGGCGGUAUGAAUCUUAUGAUAAUUCAGGUGGAAACGGUUACCAAAGGAGCCACUACAACAACAGAGGAAGGGGACGUGGUGGUGGAGGAAAUGGCCAUUCAUACAACAACAACCACCAAGACUCUGAUGUUAGUGUUGCGUCUUAGCUUUGCUGCCUCUUUAUGGCUUUUGAGUGCGUCUCUCUAUGUUUUCCGCUAUAACUCAUAUAUAAGCCUUGUCUCGGGUUUGGAACUUUAAUCAAAUGGCGUUCUUUUGUUAUGUAUGAACUUUUGUUUUUGUCUUUUGUGGCCAUCAAAAUGCUCCUUUCUUUUUCUCU